This is a messenger RNA of Solanum stenotomum, 2052 nucleotides long. RefSeq lists its product as uncharacterized. The record is from RefSeq and is a predicted model, not a curated record. The transcript has 3 exons. The coding region runs from base 1 to 2052 and encodes 683 amino acids. Gene Ontology annotation, molecular function: zinc ion binding. NCBI's taxonomy places the organism in Eukaryota, Viridiplantae, Streptophyta, Magnoliopsida, Solanales, Solanaceae.
AUGGCCAAUCAACCUCAUUUUGUAGAACCGAUUGUUCAACCACCAUUCCAACAAUUGUCGAUGCAUGGUCAUCGAUCAUUUGGUGAAGGGUCAAGUAGUCAAAUGCAUAUUGAUAAUAGUCACAGAGAUUAUGAGGUCAGAGAUAAUGAGACCAACGUUGAUCUAUAUAAUGAUGUAAAUGCUGAAAUUAGUGAUGAAAGUUCGGAGGAAGAUGAACCUCCAAAAGAUGGUGAUGAAAGUGAACCUGAUGAAGAUAUCGAUGAUAUUAGAGAUUUUUCUCAGAAUGGUGUAAAUCUUCAUAAUCAUAAACAAGGCGUGUCUGAAAUACAAAAUCAUGACAUACCCUAUUUCAGGACAUUAGAGAAUGAGGAGGACAUUUUCAUGUCUACAUGUGAAUCUGAGAUGGAAUAUUGUUCAGUUUGGUCUGAGGAAGCAAAAAAGGAUUUGAAAAAAGGUAUGUUUUUUAGUAGUAAAGAAGAAUUGAAACGGGCGGUAACAAUUUGGAGUUUGCACAAAAAUAAGGAGUUCAAGGUGGUAACAUCUACGAAGAGUGUAUGGGUUGUGAGAUGUAAGUUUUAUAGUUUAUUGGGUUGCUUGUGGUUUCUUCGAGGUCGAAAAGUUGGAGAUAACCUUUGGAAGAUAGGAAAAUAUGUUGAAAAUCAUAGAUGUGAGACUGAAGGGCUUUCUAGUGGUCACGCCAAUCUAAAUACCAAUUUGAUUGCAUCACUGUUUCUAAAUCAAAUUAGAAAAAAUCCUAAGUACUUGGUGGUAGAUGUUAUUUCAAAGGUUCAUGAAAAAUUUGGUCAUCAAGUGACAUACAGAAAAGCGUGGCUUGGACGUCAACGCGCAUUUGAAUUGGUGUAUGGUGACUUUGAGAAAUCAUUUAGUGACCUACCUAAAUUUUUUGCAGCUUUUCAACAAUUUAACCAUGGAACAGUUGUGGAAUGGAAACACGAAGAGUCUAUGAGUUCAUCAGAGGUAAAAACUUUUAAAUUUGUAUUUUGGGCUUUCAAGCCAUGCAUAGAUGGAUUCCAAACAUGUCGCCCUGUUAUUUCAGUAGAUGGAACUCAUAUUUAUGGAAAGUAUGAGAUCAAAUUAUUAAUUGCUGUCGGAAUUGAUGGAAAUGAAAAUAUUCUUCCUUUAGCGUUUGCUAUUGUAGACAAAGAGUCAAAAGAGGCAUGGAAGUGGUUUUUUAGAAAUUUGAGUGCACAUGUGAUAAAAAGUAGACAAGAUGUAUGUGUUAUAUCUGAUAGGGCAAAAGAAAUCUUGACUAGUUUGCAGGAGUUGCGGCGAUUUCAAGAGCCUCGAGCCUUCCAUCGAUUUUGCAUAAGGCAUCUGAAGAGCAACUUUCAAUCUAAAUUUCCAAACAAGGACCUCAGCAGAUUGAUGUGGAGGGCUGCUUCAGCCCAUCAAGUAAGGAAGUUUGAAUCCUUGAUGGGGCAAAUUAGAGAAGAAAAUGUCGAAGCACAUGAAUACCUCAUGGAAAUUCCCUUGGACAAAUGGACCGUUAGCCAAGAUGGUGGAAAAAGAUGGGGAGUGUUGACAACAAAUCUUUCAGAGUCGUUCAAUGGAGUGUUGAAAAAAGCACGAGAUUUGCCUGUCACUGCUAUGGUUAGACUUUCAUUGGAGCAAACUAUUGAACGGGGUAGAUCUAUACAGGUUGAUGGUACUGGUGGUAAUCCUCAUUGUGUUUCACUGAAUGAAGGAAAAUGUGAUUGUGGAAAAUGGGUUAAUUUGGACUUCCCAUGUUCACAUGUCAUGAAGCUAACUGAUAGAAUGGGGGGGCUAGCUAGAAAUUUUGUUAGCGAGCAUUUCACAAUAGAGAAUUAUGUUGCAACAUAUUUUGGGUCAUUCUCACCAAUUGGUCAUGAGGCAUAUUGGCCAUCUCCAAGUUUUACAAUGAGAAGUAAUGAAUUCUAUCGUCGUCCUAAUCGGCCAAGGACAACUAGAAUACCUAAUGAAAUGGAUCGUGGUUCUAUAGUGUAUGAGCGACCUUGUGGAUUAUGUAGGCAGACUGGACAUGAUAGGCGUCGAUGUCCCAAUCGUAAUUAA